Cynara cardunculus var. scolymus (artichoke) is the source of this 2577-nucleotide messenger RNA. RefSeq lists its product as uncharacterized. The record is from RefSeq and is a predicted model, not a curated record. The transcript has 4 exons. Gene Ontology annotation, biological process: regulation of DNA-templated transcription. NCBI's taxonomy places the organism in Eukaryota, Viridiplantae, Streptophyta, Magnoliopsida, Asterales, Asteraceae. Gene Ontology annotation, molecular function: DNA-binding transcription factor activity. Bases 1400 to 2329 code for a protein of 309 amino acids.
UAACACAUUGUUAAUCUUUACUUCUGUCUGUCACUGGGUUUUCCGAUUGCAUGAUGAAGACUUUGAUUGCUUGUUUCUUGCUGCUUUUGGUAUGAUGGGUCCGUUGUCUGACUGAUUAUUUCCAGAAUUUGGAGAAUAAUCGGUGAAAGUCAGGUCUGUGUGGAUAAAUUUUCUACUUAUCUUGAUGUUUUCAACUACAUUUGGUUUUGGUGUACUGGGGUUUUGAUGUGUUUGGGGGUAUUGCGCAUCGGUUAAUGGUGGAUUGCUGUUUAUCUGUACACUAUGAGUUUGCAGUUCAUCGACUAGGUUUUCAAUAGUUAAAUAGUCGAGUUACUACGUUCUUUAUAUUCGUUUGUUUCUACGCUGAUUGGUACAUGAGCCCAGAAGUAAAAUCGAUUUGUACGUGAACCAAGAAGCAAAACGUUUCUACUCCUUAUUUGCGUGUAUGCCUGUACUUUGAAUUUUGAUGUCGAACAAGUUCUGUAGCUUCAAAAUCAGCAAGGAAUGAAAACGUUUCAAGAAAAUAUUGCUGACUAUGGUCAAACUGUACAGUAUGUACCACAGAUGGAAUGAUGUUGGUGUUAGAUAUAUAUAAAUAUCAAAAUUUAUAUCAAUUCCCUUUUACCUAUGUCAUGAUGCUCAUGGGCUUUUUGCAUUUGUUAAGGCAAGGUCAUCAGAGAGUGAAGCUAUUGUACUCUUAUGUUUUCUGUUUUGGAAAAGAGAGAAUUGCUGACUGCUGUUUUUUUCGAAGUUCCUGAGUUAGUAGACGAACAACUAGGUUUUUUUUCAACUACCUUCACUGUAUAAAAAUUGCACUAUACUUUCUGGUAUGCUACUGUGAGCUUCUUUGUUUCAUCUAAUUAAAGUGUUUUCAUAAGUUAUUUUACUGAUAACAAUACUAUUUCAACCUUAGUGCAUGUAUUUACAAGAGUAAAUGCAGAAGUAUUGUAAUCCAAUAGAACAAAUAGCCCCUAAAAAUGCUAGCCAGAUAUGAUGCAAUUUCGGUCGAUGAAGGAAGUAUGUUUUUGCUAUGUGAUAUUUACAUUUAUUGGUAAAAGGGUCAGAAGCAAAUUUCUGAACCCAGCUAAUCGGUUCUGUUUAAGUUGUUAAAGAUGUCGACUAUUCAAAAUGCCAUGAGGUUUUGAAAAAUAAGUCGUUGAACAUGUUUUCAUUAUGAUUGCUGUUGUGGAAAAUCUCUAGGAACAGAUGUGAACCAUGUUAUUUAAGCUUUCUUAUUUCUGUUUUAUGGUUUCUUUUAGUUCGUUGUGUCCUAAAGUUUAUUGGCAAUUGGUUAUUCUUUCUUAUCUGAGAGUAUCUGGUAUAUAGAUUGUGAGGGUGACAGAUUUGGGGUUGGCUUCCUACGUUUUAGUGCUCACGAGGUACAGAAUUUUAGUUCAUCAUGUCGAGGCAACCUCAACUUCCGCCUCGCUGUCCAAUUCCAAAGACAAAUUCCUCAAAUUGUGAUCCUCUCUCUUCAGUCAUCUGCAAAGAUGAAAAGUCCGACGUGCGGCUCCAGAAAUCUGUAUCACAAAGUUUUGUUUUGGAGGAGCAGCCAGCGUGGUUAGAUGAUCUGUUGGGUGAUUGGGACCCAGGUUUCAAACAAAAAUCUCAUCGUCGUGCAGCUAGCGAUUCUGGAACUGUCUUGGAUGGCCUUGUUGAAUUGCCGAGUCUGAACACAGAAAAAGUUGAUAAAAAUGCAUGUUCUAGAGAUGCAUGUACUGCUGCUACUGCAUUGGAGUCUGCUUGUAUAUAUGGUCCUAACUCACCUCGGAGCAAGGAGAAAGUAUCCAUUCAAGAGAAUGCUAUAGUCUCAGCUUUAUCAGAGUAUGCUUCUCAUGGUCCUGUGCAAUAUGUGGAUAAAGAUCUUUUCCUUUCUGGAUUUCCACAACUUGAUUCAGUACAAGAUACUUGUGGUUCAGCUGGUGAAGUCGGUAUUGAGGCUAAGCCAUUUAAAAGGCACAAUGCUCAACGGUCACGAGUACGUAAACUCCAGUAUAUAGCAGAGCUGGAAAGAACUGUUGAAAAUUUUCAGAAUGUCGUGUCAGAAUUGGCUGUUAGAGUUGAUUCUCUGGUAGAGCAGCGUCUUUAUUUGUCUCUGGAGAACAAGCAACUAAAGCAGCACUUGGCCAGGCUGCAGCAGGAAAAGUUUGUCAUGGAACGCCGAUACCAGUGCAUGAGAAAUGAAGCCGAGGGGUUGAAACGUGGUGUACUCAAUGGCAGCAGCAAGGUACGAACACAUUUUAGAUCAAAUUCUAGUGGUGAUGCUGGGAAAUUGAAUGUAGAACCUAGUUGGCAUAUGAUCGACAUGGGAAAGCUUCAUAUUAACUGAAGAAUUUUGGUAGCAAGCAUUAGAAGAAGCCCCCCCAGCCCCCAGGUAAAGGUAAUGGUUUUCUGCAGAUAAUGGCAGUUAAGUUGCAGCAUACAAUAUUCUAGGAAGAAGCACAGUUUAUUUCUCUUUUGAAGCUCAGAAACUCGUGGAUAUUUGAACUCGUCUCUAGGUUGUAAUACGACUGACGUUAGAGGUUGUGGGUUCAAAUCCCUUCUACCUUUUUCCAGUUAAAAAACCUAUGUAGACGA